AUGAGUGAAUAUUAUCGAGAACAACAUCCGUUACUAUGUGAAGAGGGAUCGGAGGAGGAACUUUAUAGUCCUAGAUAUUACCGUCGAGUCCAUCCAACGGCGUUCAGAGGACGCGCUAGGAUUAACCAUAAAGGGGCGGCGGCAAUCUUCACACGUUGGCCAGAUCACUGGUCGUCUUUUCUUACUUAUUGGUGGAUAGCAAUCGGAAUGAUCAGUUUAACGAUAUUUGUCAUUUAUAACAGUUUAUUUGCAUUUUCUAUGCUGUCGUCUGUCGACACAAAGCCUGCUUACUCCAUAGUAACUGAUGAAAAUAAGAACACUUCUCUAAAAAUAUCUACUCUACCUGAUGUUUACUUACAUGUAUUUGUUAGUCAACGUGAAGAUAUAGAUUUAAAUCAGUACAUGCCAUAUGUUAACGUAAUAGCAAGAACGUUUGUGGAUUUUAAAUUUAAUUUUAUAAUAGUUAUUAAUGAUACUAAUGUAGGCUGGUUGAGUGCUGAGGAAAAUAAUGAACUAGCUUUAAAUAUGUUGUGGACAAGAGAUAAAAAUGUUAAUCAACAGAAAACUAGUAAUCAUAAUAUAAACAUUGAGUAUAUGUCACUUUCUAGUUUCAUGGAUAAUUCUCCACUUAGAAAGGUCUGGAGGAUAUUACCACAUCAACUGAUUGAGUUUCUAGCCCGCACAGUUUCAAUUUGGGAUAAGGGGGGUGUGGCCUUUAAUCCUGAUAUUUUAACUCCAAGAUUUCAACACACUCUCUAUAUUGAAAAGUUGCAGACACUUCUGAAUAAAUAUGGACAUACAAGUAAUGUAAUUAAAGAUUUUAAACUUACACAUAAAUUAACUAAGACCUCUAAGAACUUAAAGAAAAUGAAUAAUAUUCAAGAUAUUAUUAAUGGUCUAGAAAAGGAAGAUUUGUCGGUUAAUGCCUACUCGCAACAAAGUCUUUCUGAAGCCGAGGACAGAGAAAUACAAUCCAUAAGACAUGAACGCCAUGUCCCUAUCACAGCAGAUACUAAAUCUAAAAAAAAUAUCACUUCAAAUACAGAGCGAACAAACAGCAUGAUUCUGAAAACAAGUAAUAAUACGAAUGGCAUUUUUAACCAAUCAACGCACAAUGGGUCUUUGGAAGCUAAUAAUAAAAGCAGUAAAAUAGGUUUAUUACCCUUAUUAUUUUUAGAAUUUUUAUUUCACAAUAAAGGGUUAAAAUCGAAGUCAGAAAUAACCAAAACUAAUAAUAGAACACGUAAAAGUAUUAUCAUUACCACUGAUUCAGAUAAAGAUAGUACUUUAUCGAGGGAUGUCUUAGGAGAAACUGAAAAACCAAUUGAUCAUAAUUUUAAACCAGUAAUUGUUAUAGCUCCAACUACUUUUAACAAGUCAGAAUUAUACAAUGUUACUAAUAUACCACAAAGAAAAGAAACAGAACAGAAUCUAGAAGUAAAUAGUCUUACAAUUGAUUUAAAGGGUAAUAUUAUAGCUACUGAUACAUCUUGCCAUGCCUUUUUGGGAACAAUUUAUAGUAAUGUAGUCCAUCACAAUCUAGAAGAAACUAUAACUGAUUUUAUAAUUGCUGAACUGACAAUUUUUUGUAAGGGGCUUUUAUCCUCCUGUAUGGGUAUCGAUUUGAUUUUAUUAUAA
Messenger RNA from Arctia plantaginis, 1638 nucleotides. The record is from the annotation of a GenBank genome assembly. NCBI's taxonomy places the organism in Eukaryota, Metazoa, Arthropoda, Insecta, Lepidoptera, Erebidae.